GCACCACGCACCGGGCGGGCCUCUCUUCUCCCUCGUCGUCUUCUCUUUUGUUCGUUUUAACCCUCGCUCGCGUCCCCUCCUCCUCCGCAUCCGGCUGCUGCCCCCGCGUCUGCUCCGCCCCCUCGGCGUCCUGGUCGCCGCCUUGCCGCUCCGAUCCCGGUGUUCGACGCGAUGCAGCCGCCUACGGGGAACGAGAGGCCGCCGCCGCCCGGCCGUCCUGUCUCAGCGUUUGUGCCCGGCGCAGCCGCCCCGCCGCCGCCGUUUGCCGCCGGUGGCCCGUUCGUCCCGCCGCCGAGGCAGGGAGUGCCGCCGCCUCAACCUGGCUCUGCGGCACCCCCUUUCGUGGCCGCGCCGCCCGCGGCAAUGGGUGGGUUCAGGGGUCCACCUCCGUCCCAGGGUCCCUUUGCUGCCGCGCCACCGCCUCAGCGGCCUUUCACUUCCGCGCCGCCGCCUCAGGGCUCCUUUACCACCGCUCCACCGCCUCAGGGCCCCUUUACCACCGCUCCACCGCCUCAGGGCCCCUUCGCCUCCGCUCCACCAUCUCAGGGCCCCUUCGCCUCCGCUCCACCGUCUCAGGGUCCCUUCGCCGCUGGCCCACCGCCUCAGGGCCCCUUUGCUGCCGCACCAGCACCUUUUCGCCCCCCACCAUCGUCCCUUGGGCAGCCACAAUCUCCCACGCGAGGUGCUUUGCCUCCUCCACCGAAUUACGCAAGGCCGCCACCACUACAGUCCCAAGGGUUUUACCCCGGUGCACCGCCUGCGAACCCUCAAUUCCCAAGACCAGGAUUUCAACAGCCAGUGCAGACUAUGCCGCCCCCUCCAAUGGGACCUACUGCCACGUUUGGUAACCAGGCGGCAUAUCCGAGUGCUGGGCCUCCAGUCGGAGGCACACUCCAGAGCUUAGUGGAGGACUUCCAGUCAUUGGCACUGAGUUCAGCGCCGGGGUCACUUGACCCUGGUGUUGAUGUAAAGGGGCUGCCAAGGCCAUUGCAUGGUGAUGAGGAGCCAGUUAAGCUUUCGGAGGCAUACCCAUUGAAUUGCCACCCGAGGUAUUUCCGGCUGACAACCCAUGCGAUUCCGGCAUCUCAGUCAUUGGUCUCCAGGUGGCAUUUGCCCCUUGGGGCUGUGGUUCACCCUCUUGCAGAAUCACCUGAUGGGGAGGAAGUGCCGGUUAUCAACUUUGGGUCUGCUGGUGUCAUCCGCUGUCGAAGAUGCAGGACAUAUAUAAAUCCUUAUGCAACAUUUGCAGAUGCUGGAAGGAAAUGGCGCUGCAAUCUUUGCACCUUGCUCAAUGAUGUUCCUGGAGAGUACUUUUGUGCUCUUGAUGCUAGUGGCAGAAGGUGUGAUAAUGAUCAAAGACCUGAACUCUCUAAGGGAACAGUAGAGUUUGUUGCUCCAACAGAAUAUAUGGUGCGGCCACCAAUGCCACCAUCAUAUUUCUUUCUUAUCGAUGUGUCAGUAUCUGCAGUUCGGAGUGGGUUGCUUGAGGUUGUUGCAAAGACAAUCAAAUCAUGCCUUGAUGAACUUCCAGGCUUUCCGCGAACACAGAUAGGAUUCUUAACCUUUGACAGCACUUUGCAUUUUCAUAACUUCAAGUCUUCUUUGUCACAGCCUCAAAUGAUGGUUGUUGCUGAUUUGGAUGAUGUUUUUCUGCCAUUGCCUGAUGACCUCUUGGUUAAUUUGGUCGACUCCAGACAUGUUGUUGAGUCAUUUCUUGAUAGCUUGCCAAAUAUGUUCCAUGACAACCUAAAUGUUGAGUCUGCUCUUGGUCCGGCACUUAAAGCAGCUUUCAUGGUUAUGAGUCAAAUUGGGGGGAAGUUGCUUGUCUUCCAGAGUACAUUGCCAUCUCUUGGUAUUGGACGUUUGAGACUUAGGGGAGAUGAUGUUCGUGCAUAUGGAACUGAUAAGGAGCAUACUCUGAGGGUGCCAGAAGACCCCUUCUACAAACAGAUGGCUGCUGAAUUUACGAAAAAUCAGAUUGCUGUGGACAUAUUUUCUUUCAGCGAGAAGUACUCCGAUAUAGCUUCCUUAGGAUCUUUGGCAAAAUAUACUGGUGGCCAGGUGUACCAUUAUCCAUCGUUCCAGGCAGCUACACACGGGGAUAAACUUAAACAUGAGCUUAGUAGAGACCUUACACGAGAGACUGCCUGGGAAUCUGUUAUGCGCAUCAGAUGUGGAAAAGGGGUACGGUUCACAACCUAUCAUGGUCAUUUCAUGCUAAGAUCCACAGACCUGUUAGCCCUUCCAGCCGUUGACUCUGAUAAAGCUUUUGCAAUGCAACUGUCGCUAGAGGAGACCUUAAUGACCACCCAGACUGUAUACUUCCAAGUGGCAUUGCUAUACACAUCCUCCUCUGGUGAAAGGCGUAUCAGGGUCCACACAGCAGCUGCACCUGUGGUCACAGAUCUUAGUGAAAUGUAUCGUCAAGCAGAUACUGGCGCCAUUGUGUCAUUAUUGGGUAGAAUUGCGGUUGAAAAUUCACUGUCUGAUAAGCUGGACAGUGUCCGACAGCAAUUACAGUUAAAGCUUGUGAGAAGUUUGAAGGAAUACCGGAACUUAUAUGUUGUACAACACCGGAUAGGAGGAAGACUGAUUUUUCCAGAAUCUCUAAGAUUUUUGCCAUUAUACAUCCUGGCCAUCUGCAAAUCUCUUGCUCUCCGUGGAGGUUAUGCAGAUGUCUCUCUUGAUGAACGAUGUGCUGCUGGUUUCAGCAUGAUGAUAUUGCCUGUAAAAAAGCUGCUCAAUUUCAUUUAUCCUUCUCUAUACAGAGUUGAUGAAGUAUUAACAAUGGAACCAAAUAAGAUUGAUGGUUCACUGCAGCGAUUGCCAUUAACAAUGCAGUGUUUAGAUACAGGAGGUUUGUACCUCCUUGAUGAUGGAUUCACUUUCCUAGUGUGGUUAGGUAGGAUGCUCCCACCUGAACUUGUGAACAACAUUCUUGGAGUCAGCUUGGCAAACUUUCCUGAUCUAUCAAAGAUUCAGUUGAGAGAAUGUGACAAUGAGUUCUCAAGAAACUUCAUGAAAAUAUUAAGAACCCUGCGGGAGAAGGAUCCUUCUUAUCACCAGCUAAGCCGUGUGGUGCGACAGGGUGAACAGCCAAGAGAAGGCUUUCUGCUUCUGUCUAACCUUGUUGAGGACCAGAUGGCUGGAACAAGCAGCUACGUCGAUUGGAUACUGCAAAUUCACCGUCAGACACAAAGCUAAUGACGAUGAACGAACAGGAAGCGAUGCUUGAAAUUUUUGCCUUGGUGUAAACUGCUGCAGAAUGUAGAUUCAGUUGCUGCCAGUUCCUAAUCAUUCUCGCAACACCAUCCCGGAUCUAAUUCGCAAGCCAGUGGUCCAGUAUGUCGUCCUGUAAGCAGCAUUUGACUGGCAAACAAAGCUUUUACUGUUAAUAUUUGUCCUUGUGAUUAUUCUUUUUUCCAGAGUGAGAAUACAGCUGCUGUAUCAGAAUAAGUAGGCAACAGAUACCGUGGGUAUAUUAUACAACUGGGGUCGUAUAGUGGCCUGCGCGUUUCUUAAUCUUGUGUUCUUAAAUGUUAAGAAUUCUAGUCGGAUGCAGUUACUUAGCAUUUGGAAGUUCAUUGUGUAAACUCAUUUUUGGCUAUUAUUAGUCUUUGUAAUAGGAGAGCUCUCUGUUAACCUUCAUGCUGUUUUAUUCUGACGUUCCUUCCGUA
This is a messenger RNA of Setaria italica (foxtail millet), 3677 nucleotides long. Its product is annotated as protein transport protein Sec24-like At3g07100. The record is from RefSeq and is a predicted model, not a curated record. The transcript has 13 exons. Gene Ontology annotation, cellular component: COPII vesicle coat; endoplasmic reticulum exit site. Bases 172 to 3204 code for a protein of 1010 amino acids. NCBI's taxonomy places the organism in Eukaryota, Viridiplantae, Streptophyta, Magnoliopsida, Poales, Poaceae. Gene Ontology annotation, molecular function: zinc ion binding; SNARE binding. Gene Ontology annotation, biological process: COPII-coated vesicle cargo loading; intracellular protein transport; endoplasmic reticulum to Golgi vesicle-mediated transport.